Molecule: messenger RNA, 795 nt
Organism: Symbiodinium natans
Lineage: Eukaryota; Dinophyceae; Suessiales; Symbiodiniaceae
Source: the annotation of a GenBank genome assembly
AUGGCCAUCAACAGCCCAGUCUACGGCGGUGCUAAGCCCACCCUCGAUUGCUUGUGUUCCCUAAGGCCUUUAAACCCAGAACAUGUGACGCCGAGCGAAGCCCUUGCGAUGUCGCAGCUGACACGCGAGGGCGUCCUGGCCGCUUUGCAGAGGAGCCCGGAUGCCUCAGCAGUGGCACAGGUUCUGAACCCGGUACUGGAGGGCUGGUCGCGCAGCCCAGAGCAAGCGACCUGGAUCCUUUCACGAUUGGCAAAAGGGCAUCUGCCUACAAGCCUGCUGGUGAUGGAGGUGAUGCGGAUGCAGAAUGUCCAGGUCAACACAGUCCACAUGAACACGCUGCUCCAUGCGUAUGCAAGACGAGGGAAUUGGCUCGCAGCGGCCCGCUUGCUGGAUGACAUGGCCUUGCAGGAGGUCAGCCAAGACAUCAUCUCUUUCAGUUCUGUGAUCACAGCGUGCGAGAAGGGACAUGCCUGGGAGUUUGCGAUGGAGAUGCUGGAGCAUAUGCAGGUGGCGAAAGUGCAGCAGGACAUUAUCUGCAUGAACUCGGCCAUCAGUGCAUGUGAAAAAGCAGGAUGCUGGGCAGCCGCCUUGUCCCUGCUUGCUACUUCGCAGGAGAUGGCUGUCCGUCAAGACACCGUUACCUUCAACAGCUGCAUCAGCGCUUGUGAGAAGGCCAGCGAGUGGUCACGGGCUCUGCAUCUGCUAGGGUCCAUGUCAGGCAGGCUUGUAGACAGGCUUGGCCCUGGUGGCAUUUUGCUGUUCUGUCUGCAACAGAUAUGUCAGGCAGGCUUGUAG